Penicillium samsonianum is the source of this 1824-nucleotide messenger RNA. RefSeq names its product acyclic terpene utilization AtuA family protein. Bases 1 to 1824 code for a protein of 607 amino acids. The record is from RefSeq and is a predicted model, not a curated record. Lineage: Eukaryota; Fungi; Ascomycota; Eurotiomycetes; Eurotiales; Aspergillaceae. The transcript has 4 exons.
AUGCCAUCACAGCAGACCAAACGGCCCCUUCGCAUCCUCGGAUCGUCUGGAUCCGCCCAGGACCGCAGACGACUCCUUGCCGCAGCUGUGAGAAACCAUAAGAAUGACCCGUUUGAUGUUCUUGUUGGAGACUGGAUGUCCGAAGCCAACAUGACCUUCAACGCUACAAAGCAUCACAAAGGACAAGGAGUCGCCUACGAGAAAACCUUCAUUUCAGCCCUCGAAGAUGUGCUCCCCGAGAUCGUUGAGCAUGGCAUCAAGAUUGCGGCGAACGCCGGGUCAUCGGAUACAAAGGGACUUUAUGAUGCCCUACUUGCCCUUGUGAAAGAGAAGAAUGUAUCUCUGAACAUUGCCUGGGUCGAAGGCGACCAGGUACUACCGGCUGUACUGAAAGCCGAAGCGGAGAAGGCCUUUGAUUUCCGCCAUCUCUGCACAAACCAACCUCUGAGCGAAUGGAAACGUGAAGCAAUCUCCGCUCAGGCGUAUCUGGGCGGGCUCGGAAUCGCCGAAGCCUUUACGCAAGGAGCCGAUAUUGUUGUUUGCGGUCGAGUCUCAGAUGCAUCUCCCGUGAUUGGAUCCGCGUUGUGGUGGCACAGCUGGGACCGGGAGGACUAUGAUCAACUUGCCAACUCGCUUGUGGCCGGACACCUCAUUGAAUGUUCCUCCUAUGUUACUGGCGGCAAUUUUACCGGAUUCAAGGACCUAGAGCAUCAUGGCUGGCAAAAUCUUGGACUGCCCAUUGCCGAAAUUGAUCAUUCUGGCCAGGUCAUUGUCACCAAAACUCGCGGAAGUAACGGCUUGGUUUCGAUCAAUACCUGCAAGUCGCAACUACUGUAUGAGAUCCAAGGUCCGCGCUACUACAACUCUGAUGUCACAGCGUAUCUGGAGGGAGUGAAAUUUGAAGAAAUUGGGCCUGACCGUGUACUUCUCUCCGGAAUACGCGGUGGCCCACCCCCAGCCACAACGAAAGUCGGAAUCACAGCCAAGGAAGCGUAUCACGCCGAGUUGGUAUUCUGGUUGGUGGGACUCGAUAUCGAAGCUAAAGCGAGGAUGCUAGAGGCACAGAUUCGGGAGGAACUGGGUCACAGGGUGAAGAACCUGAGCUUGCUUGAAUUUGCUCUGAAUGGCGUGGCAGCGGAAGACGCUCAAGAUCAAGCAUCUGCCACUGUGGGUUUCCGCGUCGUUGCUCAGGCGUCCGAAAAGGACUAUCUCGCGUCUGCUAAUUUCUUGGAACCCAUUCUGGAGACUACCAUGGAGCUGUACCCUGGUGGGACAUUCCAUAUGGAUGUGAGGACUGCUCUCCCCAGGGAGAUUCAUGAGUAUUUCGUGACAAAAUUCCCUCAAUCACUUGUCAAUCAUCGUAUCCAUCUCCAUGAUGGACGAACAAUUGAAAUUGCACCGCCAUCAACGGUUGAGAGCAAAAUUGCAGUUUCGACACAGAAGUCUGCUCAUGUCGAUGUCGGCAGCUUUGGUUCGACGACCCGAGGACCCUUAGGCUGGAUAGUCCAUUCUCGCUCCGGAGACAAAGGCUCCAAUGCAAACGUCGGAUUCUAUAUUCGCCAUGAUGAUGAAUACGAAUGGCUCCGCGCGCUUCUAACGGUCGAAAAGAUCCAGCAACUUCUAGCAAAGGAAUACAAGGGUGGAAGAAUCGAGCGAUUUGAGUUGCUUAACAUUGGAGCCGUGCACUUCUUGCUUUAUGAUCAUCUUGACCGUGGAGUUAGCUGUACUAAGACGCUCGACUUCCUCGGGAAGAAUGUUGGUGAGUAUUUGAGAUCCAAGUUUGUUGAUAUUCCAGUCGCCUUCUUGGAGCGUGGGAAGAUCUGA